Colletotrichum godetiae is the source of this 1841-nucleotide messenger RNA. RefSeq names its product X-Pro dipeptidyl-peptidase C-terminal non-catalytic domain-containing protein. The transcript has 2 exons. Gene Ontology annotation, molecular function: dipeptidyl-peptidase activity. NCBI's taxonomy places the organism in Eukaryota, Fungi, Ascomycota, Sordariomycetes, Glomerellales, Glomerellaceae. The record is from RefSeq and is a predicted model, not a curated record. Bases 75 to 1841 code for a protein of 588 amino acids.
ACCGCUCGUGAUGUCAAAUUACUUCACAUUAUCUCCGUCAUCCAACCCUAAGUAUCAACCGAAUAAACACGAUCAUGCCUCUUCCAAUUCAAAUCGCGUAUAAGCCAAUUGGCAAGCCUGAAAUCGGCACCAACAACUACCAGGGAUUCACGCCGGGUCGAACCGAAGUCCUGCCAAAGGGCUGGAACGGCUAUAAUGCGAAGCCUCUCGAGAGCGACAUUCGAAUCGAUCACGAUGUCGAAAUCAAAGUCCGAGACGGAUGCAGACUCUACAUUGAUAUCUACCGGCCGGCGGACAGCACCGAGAAGAUCCCCGCCAUCGUCGGCUGGUCUCCUUACGGCAAAAAAUAUAGUGCGCUUACCAUGCUCCCGAUGACACCAUGGUCUUGCUGUGUCAAGAAGAGCGAUCUGAGUGGCCUGGAGAAGUUCGAAGGUCUCGAUCCGCAACGGUGGUGCCCCAAAGGCUACGCGAUCAUUAGUGUCGAUAGCAGAGGCGCCGGCAAUAGCGACGGUCAAGUCCCAAUCAUGGGUUUGCAAGAUGCCGAGGACGCUUACGAUGUUAUCGAGGCUCUCGCAAAGUUCGAUUGGUGUAAUGGAAAUGUCGGUAUGGCGGGUAAUUCUGCGCUUGCAAUUGCUCAGUGGCACGUUGCUGCCCUCAACCCUCCAUCCCUGAAAGCGAUCGCGCCGUGGGAGGCCAGCGGCGAUCUGUUCCGAGAGCAAUUCGUGCGAGGUGGCAUUUUCUCCAUGAGCAACUUCGAUCUAAUCACCAGUCUUAUUAUCAAAGGCACUUCAGGCGUAGAAGAUUUUGCGGAGAUGUACCGCCGAAGUCCCCUUUCCAACAUUUGGUGGGAAGACAAGCGCGCAAACAUGAAGGCGAUCAACAUCCCGGCCUACAUCUCUGGCUCCGACUUUAGCUCCAUCCAUACCAUGGGUAGCAUCAGAGGUUUCAUGGAACUGGGCACGCCUGACAAAUGGAUUCGAUGGAGUGCCUGGCAGGAAUGGUUCGAUCUGUACAGCGUACCAGAGACGAAUGAGGAUUUGGCAAAAUUCUUUGACAGGUAUCUUAGAGGCAUCGAAAACGGCUGGGAGAAGACGCCUAAGGUGCGGUGGACAUCCUUGAGGUUUGGCGACCAGGAGCCAGAGAGCGACAUCGGUUUCGAAGACUUCCCUCCACCGAACACCGAGUACAAGACAUUCUAUCUUGACAACGAAACACUGUCCGAGACCGCUCCCUCAAAUCCCUCAAAAGUAUCAUACAACUCCGAAGACGGCAAUUCGCUGGCCAAGUUCACCUACACUUUCGAUAAACCCUCUCGCCUGAUUGGCAUCCCGAAGGCAGUCUUAUACAUGUCCUGCCCAUCGCACGAUGACAUGAACGUGUUUGUCAAUGUCAGAAAGCUUGAUAGAGAGGGAAAGACCAUGAUGCACCUUUGCUUCCCGUUCUGGGCUGCACCUGUCAAGUCCAUCCACUACAUCCCGAAGAAAGAGCAAAGCAGCACCAAUUUACAUCUCGGCUCGGUCGGCCAGCUGAGGGCAUCUCACCGAAACACUGACCCAGAGAGAUCAAUGCAUCCUCAGUUCCCAUUUCAUCCCCACGACCGGGAAGACAAGAUCCCACCUGGCACCAUUGUGGAGUUAGAAAUUGGUAUCUGGGCCAUGGGUGUAGAUUAUGAGGCGGAUGAAUCGGUCCAGGUGCAGAUUGGCGGCCAAUUCCCUUCCAUCGCCGAGUACAAGGCAUUUUCUACCGAGAGGCCAGACUAUGAGAGGAAUAAGGGCGAGCACUUCAUCCACUGUGGACCGGAACAUCAGAGUCGCAUCAUCCUCCCCUUUAUUCAGUCAUAA